GGAAUAACCGACCAAGUUAAACUAAACUAAACUAACUCUGAUCACCGGCGCCACCCACCAGAAAUGAAAAAACCACCCAAAACCACCGCCCAAAUGGCCAAAAAAGCCAUCACAUACCUAAAACGCCACCCACAAAACCUCCCAUCUCUCUCCCCUCACUUCACCCCCGAAGCAGCCACCCACCUUCUCCUCACUUCCCAAAACAACAAAUCCCUAAUCCUCAAAUUCCUCAACUGGGCACAACCCCACCCUUUCUUCACCCCCCAUUGCAAAACCCUAACUCUCCAUAUCCUCACUCGCUUCAACCUCUUCAAAACCGCACAAACCCUAGCUCAAAACCUCAUCACCACCACAACACCCUCCGUCGUUUUCAAUCUCCUUAAAGAAACCUACCAUUCAUGUAAUUCAUCCUCCGCCGUUUUCGAUUUACUAAUCAAAUCAUACUCCCAACUUAACCUAAUUGAUAAUGCUAUUCACACCCUUCAUCUUGCUAACCGCCAUGGUUUUUCUCCGGGUGUACUGUCUUACAACUCGAUACUUGAUUCAAUUCUUCGCGGUGGAUCCCACCCGUUGUUAUUGAUUCAACAUGCUAACCGUGUAUUCAGUGACAUGAUUAGAAAGAAUGUGUCGCCGAAUAUAUAUACUUAUAAUGUAAUGAUCCGCGGAAUUGUUUCCGCGGGGAAAUUGGAGUCUGGUCUCUGUCUCAUUAAUGUGAUGGAGACUAAAGGCUGUUUGCCUAAUGUGGUUACUUUUAAUACUAUGAUAACUGCUUAUUGUAAAGAGAAUAGGUUAGAUGAAGCAUUUAGUUUGUUGAAAAUAAUGGGUAAGAAACGUGUUGAGCCGAAUUUGAUUUCUUAUAAUGCGGUUAUUAAUGGUUUGUGUAGUCAAGGUAGGAUGAAUGAGACGGUGGAAGUGAUUGAGGAGAUGAAUUUGAAUGGAUUGAGUCCGGAUUGUGUUACUUAUAACACGCUUGUGAAUGGGUUUUGUAAAGACGGGAAUUUUCAUCAGGCGCUUGUUCUUGUUCAUGAGAUGGCUGGUAAGGGUUUGUCGCCUAAUGUUGUUACUUAUACUACUUUGAUUAAUAGUAUGUGUAAGGUUAAUAAUUUGAGUCGCGCGGUGGAGCUUUUGUAUGAUAUGCUUGGUAGGGGACUUAGUCCUAAUGAGAGAACUUAUACAACUUUAGUUGAUGGGUUUUGUAGGAAAGGGUUAAUGAAUGAGGCUUAUAAGGUUUUGAGUGAAAUGAUUGAUAGUGGAUUUUCGCCUUCGGUUGUUACUUAUAAUGCAAUUGUAAAUGGAUUUUGUUGUUUGGGGAGGGUCGAUGAAGCUGUUGGAGUUUUGAAGAAUAUGGUUGAGAGGGGUUUGUUUCCUGAUGUUGUUAGUUACAGUACUGUUAUAUCUUUGUUUUGCCGAAACGGGGAGCUUGGAAAAGCGUUUCAAAUGAAGGCCGAGAUGGUUGAGAAGGGCAUAUUGCCUGACGUCAUGACGUAUUCGUCGCUCAUAUAUGGUUUAUGUCAACAGAGGAAACUGUCAGAAGCUUUUGAUCUCUUCAGAGAGAUGCUGGAGCGAGGUUUAUCGGCAGAUGAGGUUACUUAUACUAGUUUAAUGAAUGGUUAUUGUGUUGAAGGUGAAUUGAGUAAGGCUCUUAAUUUGCAUGAUGAAAUGAUGCAGAAAGGUUUUUUACCUGAUGUUGUUACUUAUAGUGUACUUAUUAACGGACUUAAUAAGAAAGCUAGGACAAGAGAAGCUAAGAAGCUUCUUCUGAAGUUGUUUUAUGAUGAGUCUGUACCAAAUGAUGUGACGUACGAUACCCUGAUAGAAAACUGCAGUGAUAAUGAAUUUAAGAGUGUCGUAGAUCUUGUUAAAGGGUUCUGCAUGAAGGGUUUAAUGGAGGAAGCAGACCGAGUUUUUAUGACAAUGCAUGAGAGGAAUUUUAAGCCUGAUGGAACGGUUUAUAAUUUAAUAAUACAUGGACAUUGUAGACGCGGUAAUGUUCGUAAGGCAUAUGAUAUGUAUACAAAGAUGGUGCGUUGCGGUUUUGUGUCUCAUGUGGUGACUGUAAUUGCUCUUAUUAAAGCUCUAUCAAAGAAAGGGAUGAAUGAUGAGCUGAAUUUGGUAAUGCAAAAUAUAUUGAGCAGAUGUACGCUCAAUGAUGCCGAGCUACCUAAAUCACUUGUUGAAAUUAACUUUAAAGAAGGUAACAUGGAUGGUGUUUUAAUAGUGCUAACGGAAAUGGCCAACGAUGGCUUGUUAUCUGAUGGUGGAGAUUAUCCGUGUGUUUCGGCAAGUGCAUUGUAAUUUCUUAUGUUGCGUACUGUACUUUCUUGCUUCAAAAUAUGGACCGACACUUCCUGCAAACAUCUAUUACGUUUGCAUUCAGAGACUUACAGCGGGGAAUUGAAAUUAUCCCUUGAUACGAAAGUAAUUAAUCAUUAUUUUUCAUGGAACUCCACAAUUGUCAAAAACAACCUUGAUCAGGUUAAUACUUAAUAGUAUACAUAUGGUGUAUGAAACUGUUCGAGGAAGAAAGAAACCACACAUACUCGCCAGGUUCAUGCUCAACAUGCACUUGGGCACUUGUGGUUGCAGGAAAAAGGAAACACUUUUUGGUGCUACACGUGAACGCGAUAGAUAGAUCAUAGAUGCAGUGUUGCCAAAAAAGGGAGUUUCAUAGUUUGUACUGACUGUUGAUUGCCGGUUUCCGACAGAUCAGUCGCUGGGAACUUGGGUCUAGUGAGUUCAUUGCCGUGGUUGUCAUUAGAUGUGCUAUGAAAACAGAGGUUACGAUAAAACCAAAAGGUGAUGACAGGGACGUUAUGUCGUUAACUCGUUUAAGAGGUUUUAAAAUAAAUAAUCCACAUGUCAAGUUUUGGUUGGAUAGCACUAAAAACAGCUAAUAAAUCCGUGGUUACAUAUUUCCCUUAGUGAAUUUGGUCACACUGUGCUUCCAAAGCUACAAGAAUCCGAUCUCCAAUUUCAGCUUAUGAUUUUUGCUGUGGUUCAUAACCUAAUUGAGGUAGAAUAAAACAUAGACAAGGUCAAUGGUAUUAUUGUUGUCAGCAAGGGAAACUCAGGCUGGUGAAUCAGGUUUGGUUACUGAAUAUGAACAAUUGAUUUACUUGUGAUGCUUAUAUAUACCUGGUAUCUUUUGGCGUUAGUAUUCUGAUAAGUGCCAAAUAUUGGUUAAAAUGCAUGUUGAAAGAGAGCACUUAUUGAAUAAUUUUGAUAACAAAUCCAUGGAAUUAAAUCCACUUUUGAUGUAAAUAGGGUGUGUGCUAAGAACUUGUGCAAAGUUAUCAAAUUCAACCAUUUUGUUAGGUUUUGGCUGAAACUUAGAAAAAGAAACAAAUUUGUGAAGCAUUCGCUACAGCGAAGCAUCAGCGAAGAUGCAGCGAACAAAGGCAGGGAGAUCAGGGUCCUCAGCGAACCUGAAGCGAACCUGCAGCGAACGAGCUCGCCACAGCGAACACCCAGCGAAUGAAGGCAGGGAGUUCAGGACACUUGGCGAAGCUGUAGCGAGCAAGCAGCGAGCAAGCAGCGAGCAGCAUCAAAAAAGUGUUCGCUACAGCGAACACCUAGCGAGCAAGUGAUGAGUCACAAGUUAAUACACGUGUCAGCAAACCUCCUCUUUUAAGUAACCUCUUCGCUCAGCGAAUAAGGAUUCGCUUAGCGAACAUGUCUUUUUUUAGAAGUCUAUAGCCUUUUAAGAUCAUUUUGUAAAUAUCAAGUUAGCUAAUAUCAGAUAGAAAAAUACGAUUUUCAUAGAGAUAUCCUGUUUAGUAAGGUUUUGAAGGUGGAUUCCACACAACUUGAGAAAUCAAGCCCUAUGGUCUUUCAAUCCUUCUCAUCUUCACUCCUUUGUAAGUUUAUCAUGGCUAUUCAUAGCUAAAUCUCUUUUGUUGGGGUUGGAUGUAAUUAAAUUAUGAUCAUGAAUCUAGUUUAACUUUGCUAUAUGUGUUUUAUUUAUCAAUCAAUAUUAGUGAUAUCCUUGUUUUCAUGCUUCUCUCAAAGGAUUUAAAUGAUAUAGACAUAUGUUAUUUGAAUCAAAGA
Messenger RNA from Trifolium pratense (red clover), 4047 nucleotides. RefSeq names its product pentatricopeptide repeat-containing protein At5g39710. The coding region runs from base 64 to 2295 and encodes 743 amino acids. NCBI's taxonomy places the organism in Eukaryota, Viridiplantae, Streptophyta, Magnoliopsida, Fabales, Fabaceae. The transcript is spliced from 2 exons. The record is from RefSeq and is a predicted model, not a curated record. Gene Ontology annotation, molecular function: protein binding.